GGCUUAAUGCUCUUCAGAGUCCCGUCUCCCUACAAUCUUUGGCCGACAUUCAGGCAACGACCUCAUGAUGGACCGAAGCAAUCAGCGGGGACGUGGACGUUACGCCGCGAGAGGCGGUGGGCAACCACCGUCAACAAAUGCUGGCCAACGCCCUCCGACCAGAAGCCUGGUGGAUGGGCUUGUCGAAACUCCUCUGCAAGUCGUCCAAAGACCGGCCGUACCCGCACUGUGGAAGGAGGCAAGGAUAACUCAAGUCGAGUACGUGGCCUCCUACAACUGGACCGAUAGUACCAAGCCCACCAUUCUAGUUCCUGGGUCGGCUCCGGAAUGGCGUAACAAACCUGUGCCAUUCAAAGUGCAUGUCGACAAGGGACUCAUGUUCAUGGACGAACACGGAUUCCGCAUGCCGUCCUCCCCACUGUAUCCGCUCUUUCGCGCAGCGGAUAUUAUGGCGGAGGACCGCAACGGAGGCCCCGUCGACUGGCCAUCAGUCGACUUUAUCACCGACCGAAACUGCUUGCGCAAAAUUCUGCGAUGGGCGAGCGGGUCUGCGGAGCAGUUCAGAAUCGAUAUGCAGCUAGCGGGAAACCGCACCGUCCUGAUGAACCGCUGGGAAAGGACGACGGCGCAGCGCAUUUACGGAACGUAUUAUCAUAACUUUGAGCGGGCGAGCACGGUGAAAGCGCGAGGAUGUGAGGCCGGUGCCUCUCAUUAUCGCGUCAUCAAAUAUGAUUUUGAAGGGCUCACCAUGGUUGUGCGUGCACAAGUUGAUGCCUACCUCCCCGUCGACGCCACGCCGGGCGUGCCCUCCACCUUGAACAAUCGCAGAUCCAAGAGACCAGUCUCGAAUAUAGAUACUGCUGCUUCUACUGCCGAGCUCGACGUCAUUCGCGCGGGCUCGGAGGUGCCGCAGGGCUCUCUAGUCGAGAUGAUCACUCGGAUAACCAAGAAAGCGCAAGCAUACACCUGGGAUGAGGCGUAUUCUCAGUUGCUUUUGUCGCAGGACCCGCAUCACAUCCUGGCGGUGCAUGAAAAUGGAGAGUUCCACACCAUCACCAAACGCCGAAUUAACGAUGCAGAAUUGGUCCCCAUUGAGGCGACCACGCGGGACAAGUUCAGGAGAUUGAGGGCCGCACUGGAAGCCGUGCAGGAGCUGGUCGUCGAGCAUGGGCAGAGCAUGCGGCUCAGCUUGGUUUGCUUGGCAGGACAGCUGGCGGUGUACGAGCGCAUCAGUCAGGACAGUUGCCUGCCUGAGAACAUGCUUGCGCGGUUCGUAUGUAUGAAUGGCGGUGUUGAUGACGCCAGGGACCAGGAGCCAGGGCUCGAAUAUCAGUGCCAGGGGUUUGUUCGCAAGCUGCAGUAG
This is a messenger RNA of Laetiporus sulphureus 93-53, 1363 nucleotides long. RefSeq lists its product as uncharacterized. Lineage: Eukaryota; Fungi; Basidiomycota; Agaricomycetes; Polyporales; Laetiporaceae. The transcript has 4 exons. The record is from RefSeq and is a predicted model, not a curated record. Bases 65 to 1363 code for a protein of 432 amino acids.